Molecule: messenger RNA, 261 nt
Organism: Saccharomycopsis crataegensis
Lineage: Eukaryota; Fungi; Ascomycota; Saccharomycetes; Ascoideales; Saccharomycopsidaceae
Gene: MRA1
Product: Mra1p
Exons: 1
Coding region: 1-261 (86 amino acids)
Source: RefSeq, a predicted model, not a curated record
AUGAUUCCAACUGCCUUCCGUCAAUUCACCUCUGCCCGUGUUGCUUCCAUGAGACCAACUCAACGCGCCAUGAACGCCGCUAAGAAGUCUGGCGUCCGUUACCCAGUGGAAAUGACCCCAUUGUUUUUGGCAAUGGGUGUUGCUGUCUGCUCUGCCAUCUUCUUCUCUGGUAAGAAGUUCUUAUAUGAUGACUCCUUGCGUGUUGGUAAGAAGAACCCUGACCAAUCCCACUUGAGCAAAGCUUUGGAACAAGACGAAUAG